Messenger RNA from Pyrus x bretschneideri (Chinese white pear), 826 nucleotides. Its product is annotated as copper transporter 2-like. The coding region runs from base 240 to 668 and encodes 142 amino acids. Gene Ontology annotation, cellular component: plasma membrane. The transcript has a single exon. Gene Ontology annotation, molecular function: copper ion transmembrane transporter activity. The record is from RefSeq and is a predicted model, not a curated record. Lineage: Eukaryota; Viridiplantae; Streptophyta; Magnoliopsida; Rosales; Rosaceae. Gene Ontology annotation, biological process: copper ion transmembrane transport; intracellular copper ion homeostasis.
AAAAGCUAUAUGAAACAAACAAAAGCCAUUGUAAAAUAAAAAGAAGGCCACUCAGGUCUCUCAAACCUCGAUCGUCAUCAGCCCCAACGUCGUUGCUUUCCAGCUCCUCCAUUUAUAUAAUAUACACUAAAAUCAAGAAGAAAAAAUCACCUUCCAUUGCCACCAAAACCUGAUUCAUUCGAAGUAAUCAAACCAACCUCUUUGUCUCUCUAUCUCUCUCUCUCCCUCUAGAGAGAGAAAUGGACGACAUGUCAAAUAUGUCUCCUCCGCCCAAGGGCGACCUGACGAACACAACUUAUGGUACCAUGAUGAUGAGCAGCAGCCUCACAUGGGGCAAAGAUGUCAUCAUCCUCUUCCCCAAGUGGCCUAACAACAACCUCGGCAUGUACGUCUUGGCUUUCUUCUUCAUCUUCCUCCUCGCUGUCGCCAUCGAGGUAUUGUCCGUUUUGCCCAAACACAGACCGGCAGCCAAACCCUACCUAUCGCUCCUCGGUCAGACCGGCGUCCACACCUUUCGUACCGGUUUGGCUUACCUGGUCAUGCUCUCUGUCAUGUCAUUCAAUAUCGGAAUCCUCGUCGCCGCCGUGGCCGGCCAUGCCCUAGGUUUCUUCAUCGUUAAGGUUCGUGAUCAUGGCCAACACCCCGACUCGCCCGAGCCCAAAGUUUGAUUUGUCUUCUUGUUGUUGAUCGGUGCUUAAGUUUGUGUGGGUGCUUGGGUUUGUUUCUAUCUUCUUUUUUUGUUGGUUUGUUAUAAAGUGCGUGAAUAUAUUUAUCGGGAAAUAAUUUUGCUCACCAUCUCAUCUAUUAUUGUGAGUUUAAAUUUUGA